UCACUUGUGACCAAGUAAUAAUAAAUUGGCAAAUACGAGGACAUUACACUUAUUCAUUUUAUUGACAUUUAAUUGAUAGGAAAACGUUGCUAAAAUUUUUAGAAAAACCACAAUGCCUCAGAAAUUGAGUCCAAGAAUCAGGAUUAGCUUUCCUUUGCUGGCUCUGACUUUACAGUGCAUAAUCAUAGUAUUAUUUGUAUUAUUUUUGGAUUACCAUGAAUACAGCCCAAAGAAAUACAUUGCCACAUAUGCAGCAUUUCAAGAUGUCAAUACAAUGGUCUUUCUUGGCUUUGGCUUCAUGGUUACGUUCCUCAAGAGAUACGGGCGGAGUGGCAUUGCUUUUAACAUGCUUCUUGCAGCCUUUGCACUUCAGUGGGCCACAAUCCUAGAAGGUUUGCUCUUUGAAUUUGAGAACUCAAAGAUACGAAUAAACAUGACCAGUGUAAUCCAUGCAGACCUGAGUGCAGUGUCUGCACUGGUCUCAAUAGGAGCAAUACUGGGAAAUACCAGUCCUAUACAAUUACUCCUGAUGGCCAUCCUGGAGGUGACAUGCUUCACUGCUAAUAAAUGGCUUCUGAAGUUUUUGUUUCAGUUUAUGCCUGUUCUUACUAUUUACAAUCUGACCAAUUUGUGUGUCAUCUGUGAACUUUUGAUCAUACCCUCUACAAUGAAGUCCAAAGCAUUAAUGUGCAUCAAAGAUAGCAAGGACCAUCAGCAAGCCUUGCAGAACCCCACUUAA
Messenger RNA from Rhincodon typus (whale shark), 739 nucleotides. RefSeq names its product ammonium transporter Rh type B-like. The record is from RefSeq and is a predicted model, not a curated record. Lineage: Eukaryota; Metazoa; Chordata; Chondrichthyes; Orectolobiformes; Rhincodontidae. Gene Ontology annotation, biological process: ammonium transmembrane transport; ammonium homeostasis. Bases 113 to 739 code for a protein of 208 amino acids. Gene Ontology annotation, molecular function: ammonium channel activity. The transcript is spliced from 4 exons. Gene Ontology annotation, cellular component: plasma membrane.